GGCGUCUCCGUUCUCUCUCUCUCUCACCUAAGGGGUUUUAUCGCGUACUCUUCAACAUUCUCCUUCAACCGAGUCUACUUCCUUUCAUAGUCGGCUCGAACCGUGCCGCCAUCAACGCGUCAAUCCUCCCUUCUUCGUUUUGAUAGUACAGCAUCGCUCGGAGAACUCAACUUGCUACCCGUUAUAUUCUUUUUUACAUUUCUCACCGCACCUCCGCUGUCCCACGAUGUCUCUCCCCGUCAUCGACAUCUCGCCGCUGUACAACGACAACAAGGAUGACUUGCUGCGCGUUGCCCACGCCAUCGACGACGCGUGCCGCACGUGGGGCUUCUUCUACAUCACCGGCCACGGCAUCCCCAAGGAGCGUGUCGCGAAGCUGACGGAGAUGGCGGACAGGUUCUUCGCCCUGCCGGAAGAAGAGAAGUUGAAGAUCGACAUUUCGAAGACGACGAACCACCGUGGCUACGGUACGUACGCGGCGGAGCAGCUGGACCCCAGCAAGCCGGGCGACUGGAAGGAGACCUUCGACAUGGGUUGCCACCUGCCGCUGGACCACCCCUCCGUGGUGGCCGGCCAGCCUCUCCGCGGCCCCAACAACCACCCGACCUCGAUUGAGGGCUGGACGGAGCUGAUGGAGCAGCACUACGCGGACAUGCAGAAGAUGGCGUUGCAGCUGCUGCGUGCGCUUGCUCUGGCGAUCGGCAUCGAUGAGGGCUUCUUCGUAUCGAAGUUCCACGAGCCGCUCAGCGUGUUCCGCAUGAUCCGCUACCCUGCGCUGCCGGACGAGAAGGGCCGCGUGGUGUGCGGCGCGCACACGGACUACGGCAUCGUGACGCUGCUGUACCAGGACAAGGCCGGCGGUCUGCAGGUACAGAACCUGAGCGGCGAGUGGAUGGAUGCGCCGCCGAUCGAGGGCAGCUACGUGGUGAACAUCGGCGAUAUGAUGUCGAUGUGGAGCAACGGGCGCUACAAGAGCACGCUGCACCGCGUUGUGAACCCCGGUGUGGAGCGCAUCUCGAUGCCGUUCUUCUGCGAGCCGAACCCCGAGACUGUGAUUUCGUGCCUGCCGAACUGCUUCGACGAGCAGCACCCCGCCCUCUUCCCCGACGUGAAGGCCGGCGAUUGGCUUCAGCAGCGCUUCAAGCGGACGUAUGCGUACCGUGCGGAGAUGUAG
Messenger RNA from Leptomonas pyrrhocoris, 1174 nucleotides. RefSeq names its product putative thymine-7-hydroxylase. NCBI's taxonomy places the organism in Eukaryota, Euglenozoa, Kinetoplastea, Trypanosomatida, Trypanosomatidae. The transcript has a single exon. Gene Ontology annotation, molecular function: dioxygenase activity. The record is from RefSeq and is a predicted model, not a curated record. Bases 227 to 1174 code for a protein of 315 amino acids.